This is a messenger RNA of Zingiber officinale, 1517 nucleotides long. RefSeq names its product splicing factor 3B subunit 4-like. Gene Ontology annotation, cellular component: nucleolus; U12-type spliceosomal complex. Gene Ontology annotation, biological process: positive regulation of mRNA splicing, via spliceosome. The transcript has 9 exons. NCBI's taxonomy places the organism in Eukaryota, Viridiplantae, Streptophyta, Magnoliopsida, Zingiberales, Zingiberaceae. The coding region runs from base 176 to 1270 and encodes 364 amino acids. The record is from RefSeq and is a predicted model, not a curated record. Gene Ontology annotation, molecular function: RNA binding.
UAUUUACUCCAGCCCACACACCAAACGCGAUCUCGGCCGGAGUAUCCCUGUAAUCUCAGGCGCCACCGGACCUCCGUCCUUCCCCUGGCCGUUUCGACUUGUCUCCUUUCUCGCUCUCCAGGUGCAUCUCGGUACUCUCCGUGGCGUAUUGCCAUCGCGGUAAGGUGCAGCGGAGAUGACUACCCGAAUCACCCCCGGUGUCGGAGCCAACCUCCUCGGUCAGCACUCCGCAGAGAGGAACCAGGAGGCUACCACAUAUGUCGGCAACCUUGACCCUCAGGUCGGGGAGGAGUUAUUGUGGGAGUUGUUUGUCCAAGCAGGCCCGGUUGUAAAUGUCUAUGUUCCAAAAGAUAGAGUUACAAAUCUUCAUCAAGGUUAUGGAUUUAUCGAGUUUCGCAGUGAAGAAGAUGCAGAUUAUGCUAUAAAGAUUUUGAACAUGAUUAAACUUUAUGGAAAGCCAAUACGUGUGAACAAGGCAUCCCAAGACAAGAAGAGCUUGGAUGUGGGGGCAAACCUUUUCGUUGGUAAUCUUGAUCCGGAUGUAGAUGAAAAGCUUCUUUAUGAUACAUUUAGUGCAUUCGGAGUUAUUGUGACAAAUCCCAAGAUAAUGCGUGACCCUGAGACUGGAAACUCGCGAGGAUUUGGUUUUGUUAGCUAUGAUUCUUUUGAGGCAUCUGAUGCAGCUAUAGAGUCAAUGAAUGGUCAGUAUCUUUGUAAUCGUCAAAUCACUGUUUCAUACGCUUACAAGAAAGAUACUAAAGGAGAACGACAUGGCACCCCAGCAGAGCGAGUUCUGGCAUCUAGCAACCCAGGAACUCAGAGGAUCAGGCCACACACCCUGUUUGCCAGCGGACCACCAACCCUUCCCAAUGGGGCUCCAGCGAAUGGACCAGUUCCUGCAGCAAUCCCUCCUAGGCCAUUCAUCAAUGGCCCCAUUCCUGCUGCUUCUGUCCCAGUAUUUCGCCCUCCGCCACCGCCAGUUGGGCAAUUUCCUCCUCCCAUGCAAUGGCCUGUGCAACCCCAACCUGGUCAAGCUUUUCCUCAACCUGUUAUGCCGCCACCACCUUUCCAACAAUUCAGACCUCCAGCAAACAUGCCCCCUCCACCUACAGGUAUGAUGAGACCACCACCACCACCACCCUCUGGUGCCGGUGUUCCAGCUGCUCUAUGGAGACCACCCCCGCCACUGCAGCAGAUGGCAGGAGGGCCUAUGCCUCCAAUGCCAAUGUCCAUGCCGCCACCUCCGCUGCCCAAUGGAUCUGCUCGAUGAGACCUAGUGAGCUCCUUCCUGCAGCAUUUUAAGUGACUGGAUACCUUGUUUUGCCUCGACUAACUGAAUUUUCUGAUCCGCCGAGUUGCAGGCAAGCUGAAGCAGCAGUUUACAGUAGGCUAAGAAAUCUUAGGCAACCUGUUGUAUCUUAAUUUGAAUCCCUGGCGAACUUGUUAAAAUGAUUGUAGAUUUGCAUUAGAAUUCUCAUGGAAAUUAUAAAUUUGCAUUAGAGUUAUUUUAAAUAGUA